CGCAGUUUCUACACGCCAGUUUCAACAAUGGCGGACUUUAACGAUACGAAUUCCCACGAAAUGACAGAAAACAAUAUCCCAAAACGUUGUAACAAUCAGUGGGUGCGAUUAAAUGUCGGUGGAACGUAUUUCUUAACAGCAAAGACAACACUAGCGAGAGAUCCAAACUCAUUCUUAUAUCGAUUGUGCCAAGAAGACUCGGAUCUCAUUUCGGACAGGGACGAAACUGGGGCAUAUCUCAUCGACAGGGAUCCUACCUAUUUCAGUCCAGUACUCAAUUACCUUCGCCAUGGCAAACUAGUGAUUAACAAAGACUUAGCUGAGGAGGGGGUUCUCGAGGAGGCUGAAUUCUACAAUAUCACAGAGCUCAUUAGACUUGUUAAUGAGCGAAUCUUACUCAGGGACACGAGACCAAUGAGAGACUCGAAGAAACAUGUCUAUCGGGUGCUGCAAUGUCACGAGGACGAAAUUACGCAGAUGGUAUCGACAAUGUCGGACGGGUGGAAAUUUGAACAGCUCAUCAACAUUGGAUCUCAAUACAAUUAUGGAAACGAAGAUCACGCUGAAUUCCUGUGCGUCGUGAGCCGCGAGUACGGGGCGAGUCACCUGAGCAGCAAAGAGCAGGAGUCCACCGAUCGUGUCAAGGUCCUCCAGCAGAAGGGUUCACGCAUGUAAUCCAUUUAUUAAACGAGGAAAUAAUUUAAUAAACAUCCUGCGAAUAUCAACAUCCGUGCAGCACCCACGAAGACUGUUUUAUGUUAUUUCUAUUUUUUUUUAUUUAUCACGAAAGAUGUAUUGAUUAAAGGAAAAAAAUGACAGCCUCUCGAGGUAAGAUUAUUUACGUUCUGUAUAAAGAGUUUAAGUCAUUUGUUGGUAAUUUUUUGAUGACGCGUGCUUUAUCUUCAGUUUCAUUAAUUGAAAUGCGGAAAAUGAACAGGUUAUCGCACUUGCCUUGGGCCAAUGUCGGUCAACAUCGGAAAAUCAAAGCGAAAAUUAUGAAUUUACAUUGAAAAGCGUAAUUAGGCAAUUUUCGAGGAAUAUAAAAUUUUCUAUAGCAAUUAUGCGGAUGAGAAUGUUUGCCAAUUUUUUUUUACUUCUCUGGCAACUAUAGAGAUUUAUCUCCAUUCGGUUUUCCAUGAUAUUUGGGAGAGAAAAAAAUGUACAAAGUCGAAUUGGGUUUUUGCAUGACAAUUUAUCAAAUUUGAAUGUGAAAAUCCAUUGAAUAAUAUUAAAUAAGUGUUUUUAAUAUUGAAAAAUAAUGAAAAAUCAUCAAGCUAGAAGAGAUAAACAUUUUUCUUGUUUUUCCCAAAAUAAAAUAAAUACCUGCUUAAUAUUUUUCAACAAAUUUAUGCAUUUGAGAAAUUUUUUCAAUAAAAAAAUCAUGCAACAACCCAAUGAUACGUUAAUUCCGCGUCUAUUGUCGCAUUGAAGGGAACUAAAUUAACUUACUCGCACUGCCGCUAAGAACUUUUAUGAAAGAAAAAAAAAAUAAGAGCAAAUAUGAUACUGGCGCGCACUUGAAUGCGUCGAAACGUGAAUAUGUUUCAAUACGUAGAAACUUAAUCGUACAUUUUUAAUGUGAAAAAUACUUACGAUAAGGCGAGAUCAACGGUUUCAAUAUUCUGUAUACAUUAAUGAACACUCGCAGAGCAGAUGAUCAUUAGCUAGGCAUUAUCGGUAGAAAUUUCGCAACAGCGUUGGGAGAAAUUUAUUGUAAAUGUUCUCAAAUAUUCCCGGUAGUUUAUGUUUUCAAUUCUCCGAUGUCGCAUGAUACUUAUCAAUAAAAUGUUCAUGAUCAUGGGAAAAUGAUUGGGUAGAUAUUAAGUUGUCAAUUUUCAUAGGCCUAUACGAAUGAACCCUUGGACGAUAGGAAGAUACGGAUUAAGAGACAGUGAUAGCGCUAGGGAAAAAUCUACAAUAAUGGAGUGUAAAUUAAAUGCCAGAUUAUUAUUUAUCAUCGAAAUCCAUCAUUGAGCCCAGUACAAAUGUCAUUCGCGGCUUCACAAUGCCCAUUGUCGAUCAUUUACCAAUUGCGCGCUUUUUUUCUCAAACAAUAAAAUUUAAUUGGAAAAUGUUUUCUCAUUGGAAUUUCUUUUCAUUUUUCACUCCGUAAUUAUUAUGAAUUAGUGCAAUAAUCUGGCGUGUUAUGCAUAAGUGAAAUAAUCCUCCGAUCACACAUCUCUAAGUCGUUCAUUUUAGCUCAAACAAAUAUGUGUGGGUAAUGUUAGUAAUUAAUUGUCUAAUGUAGCAAACCAAAAUAAACAUUAAACGUCUCAAAAAAAAAACAAAUCGGUAAUUAUAAUUAAAGAUAAUUUAACGAGAAUACGAAGAAAUUAGGUGCACGUAAUUUUUCGGAAUUCGUGAAAAUUUGUACUUUCAUAGACAAAUUUUAAAAAUUUAUUCACACGGAAAGGAAAUCAUUUUUUAAUAUAGAAAAAAAAUGAGUGAACGUUACAAUCACUAGGUCAUGGUAUACGUUAUUUUUACACGAGUAUUGAGACAUACAAUUUUCAUACGAAAUAAUAUAGCCAUAAGGUGACGAUAAUUAGCAAGAAACUCAAAUUAAAUUUUAGGGUACUAGGCUUUUAAUUUUUUUAUUGAAAUUUGCUGGAAUAAUUAUCUUCGUAUUGGUUCAAUCUGGAGGGUGGAUAGAUUAGAUCGAAUAUAGAUUAAUAAAAAUAUGCACUCAACAUAAACGUACUCACCCCUAACUCCAGUGGUGCCCAAAUGACGAUAUUAAUUGUGGAAUGUUUCCAAUUUCCGAAUUAUUGUAUCUAGAAGCCUGUAAGAAGUGGUGGAACGGAGCAUGAAAAGGAGAAUUGUACGCGUCGGGAAUGUAAUGGAAAAAUAUUGUUUUCAACGUAAAAAAAAUGAAUAUCUCCUUAAUAAGUUUAAAAAAUGGAAAAUUUUGAAAUUUAAUCACAAAGCGGAAAUUUUUCUGGUGAUUCUUGAGUUCUUUCAGAUCCUGUGUCACCACUGUACUACUAAAUUACCUUGAAAAAUACAAAACAUAAUUUCCCAUUUUGUACUAAUGCUGGGUUUGACUAGGUAUACAGAGAGAGAGAGAGAGAGUAAAUGAGAAGAAAAAAAAACCAAUAAAAAUGAUGUACACAGAUUGUAAGAAAAAAAGCAAUUUUCAGCAGCUAUUCUCAGAGGAACAAUAAUAAAAGUAAUAUGAACAAGCAAUGGGCGGCAGAGGCAUAGUCAUAGAUUUUAUAAUUAGGAAAUGUGUUGUGUACAAUAUGUUAUACUCUAACGAAAAGUAAGGGUGUAUAUGAAAAAAUUUUAAUUGUUUGUAUAAGUUGUGAUUUUAAAGACUAAAUAAAGACUUUAUUGUACAAUCUUGUGGACCACUCAAAUGGCUCCCGUUUCUUAAACUUUGUUUUUAACGAAAUCAUCUUCUCAUAGCAAAGCUUAAGGUACGCUCGUUUUAUAUACAGUCCGAUAUAAAAUACAUGAAAAAAAGUAUGUCUUCAGAAGAGAUUGCAAUCAUUUGAUAGGAAUCGGUGAAUUCAGGGCAUAUUGGCGAGGGUUUUCAGGGGCUGAUCGAGGUAUUUAGCCAAUGCCUGGGCUUUCUCCCUGAGGAGGCCGAAGCCAACGUUUUCCUUCGCGUAGAGGCACAGCAGGACGUUUGCUACUUUUGUUAUGACAACUUUCCCCUCC
Diachasmimorpha longicaudata is the source of this 3663-nucleotide messenger RNA. RefSeq names its product BTB/POZ domain-containing protein KCTD5 (gene inc). Bases 28 to 675 code for a protein of 215 amino acids. Gene Ontology annotation, molecular function: cullin family protein binding. Gene Ontology annotation, biological process: proteasome-mediated ubiquitin-dependent protein catabolic process; protein homooligomerization. The record is from RefSeq and is a predicted model, not a curated record. Gene Ontology annotation, cellular component: cytoplasm; Cul3-RING ubiquitin ligase complex. The transcript is spliced from 4 exons. Lineage: Eukaryota; Metazoa; Arthropoda; Insecta; Hymenoptera; Braconidae.